GACGCCAACUUGGCACUAUGGUUGAUUGUUACAGUUGUCCUGUCAAAAAUAUUAGAAUUUUAGCGAAAUUUUGAUAAAAUGAUAAUUGAUUUGCCUUAAUUUCUUGUUCAAUUUCAAUAUUUGUUGUUAUUGUAAUCGUGUUUUACUGAUUUUCCUAAUAUGGAUUCAGACUCCGCUAUUCAUGGUGAUAUGUCGGCUGAUGGCGGGGAAGUUUCCGCAUUAGCCGAAAGCCAUUCAACAGAUGCUAUAGGCGAAAUAGAUGAAAAUAAUAUUACAAGUCAUGAUUCUGAGGCGGUUACUGCCGAAGAUUCAGUGGAAAAUGGGGGAGCUCCCACAAGCAGCAGUGAUGCUUUGGACGUUGAGCCUGGUGUGCUGGGAGAAGUUGAGGACCAACCCUCUGCUGAACAAGCGAAUGCAGAGGAAGAAAUGGACAUAGAUGAAACAACAGCUGGAACAGUAGCCGACGAGUCAGCUUACAUUGGGGACAACUGUUUGUCAACACCAGCCGCCACUGAAGACAAUUCACCGCAGGACACCGAUAAUCCUUUAGACCCCCUCAUAAAAGAGCAGGGUUUGGACGAGACUGAGGGUGUAGAAGGCGCUGCAGAAGAAUCUCCAGACCAAUCUAUAAGUUCUGCAAUGCCCAUAGAUAGUGGUGAGGGUGAUGGUGCACCAAUUGCACAGGAUGAUGAAUCAAGUACUAUGGAUGAAGAUAUGGGUGGUGGUGAAGGCGUCGCCAGCAGCGAUGACGUUAAUGAUAUCAGCAGUGCAGCUCAAGUGCUUAGUACAGGGAUAAGCUCAAGUACUGCGGAAGGUGGUGCUGACAUUACCAGCAGUGGGCAGACCGAAGCCGCCCUUAUAUCCUCUACAGCGAACGGGCCGGCCGUACUGCAUUCUUUCUCCAUGACCCCCCAACAACAGCAUGCCAAUGAGUAUCUGAAUUUCCUGUCCUCCAGGUUUGGAGACGCGGACACGUCAGAAAUGGAGGGCGCCGCCGACACCAUGCCUACAGUCAGCGAGUCCAUGCCGCUGCUCACUAUGACUGCUAACGGUUCGGCGCUCCUGUCACCUACUAUAUUGCAGGGCGAGGAGGGCGGCGCGGGCGGCGUGUCGUCGUCGGUGGCGGCGGAGGAGGCCGCGGCCGACGCGGACGGCGUCAGCAGCUCGGGCGGCAACGGCGCGCCGCCGCUGCCGCCCGCCGACGCAGCACACGCGCUCGCCACCCUCGCCAGCGCUGCGCUGCACCACCACCACGAACAGAAUGAGUCUGAAGAACAAAAACAGCAAAAUGAUGAGGACACUUGGUACACCGUGGGCAUCGUGAAGGGUACAACUUUUACGGUACAAAACUACAUAUCGGAUCCGAACGUGGACCUGUCGACGCUGUCGCUGGACACACUGCCGGAGCUGGCGGGGCUGCCGACCACGCCGCUGGAGCACGGUACAGCGUACAAGUUCCGCAUCGCGGCCAUCAACUCCUGUGGUCGGGGCGAGUUCAGCGAAGAGUCUGCGUUCAAGACGUGCCUGCCGGGGUUCCCGGGCGCGCCGUCGGCGAUCAAGAUCUCCAAGUCAGUGGAGGGCGCGCACCUGUCGUGGGAGCCGCCGCAGGUCGCCGCGGAGGGCAUCUUCGAGUACUCCGUCUACCUCGCCGUGCGCUCCAACACGCAGCCCAAGGAAGUAGCAAAAUCUCAGCUGGCAUUCGUGCGGGUGUACUGCGGGAAAGCGAAUACGUGCGUGGUGCCGCAGUCGUCGCUGAGCGCUGCGCACGUGGACUCGAGCACAAAGCCCGCGAUCAUAUUCCGCAUCGCCGCGCGCAACGAGAAGGGAUACGGGCCCGCCACGCAAGUCAGGUGGUUGCAAGAUAUAAAGACUGGAGGAGUGAAGAGAGCAGGGGACAGUCGGUUACCUGGAGCGUCGCCCUCGAAGCAGCCUAAACAAAUACUGCAUUAAGUGUUAAAAUCCUAUGACAGUUUUACGAUUAUCUAGACUAUACUUUAGUGUACAGACUACAGAUGACUAAGUGAAUGUUCGUCAUUACGGUUAGUACAUUUUUAUUUUUAUUUCUGUCCUUCAUCAAUGAAAUCCACUGUUUUAGUAAUAUUAACUUUGAUUUACCUUCUCUUGUAUAUUAUAUAACAUAUAUUUUGUCAAACAUAUAUAUUUGUAUAUCAUAUUAAUGUUACGAAUGACUGAGGUAACGAAUGUAGACAUUAAUAAGAGUGAUAUGGAUGCAAACUUUGUAGAAAAUCAUAUCUGUCCUGAAUAAAAUGAUGGAAAUAUUCA
Messenger RNA from Plodia interpunctella (Indianmeal moth), 2283 nucleotides. Its product is annotated as host cell factor-like. The transcript has 13 exons. NCBI's taxonomy places the organism in Eukaryota, Metazoa, Arthropoda, Insecta, Lepidoptera, Pyralidae. Gene Ontology annotation, molecular function: transcription coactivator activity; protein binding. The record is from RefSeq and is a predicted model, not a curated record. The coding region runs from base 160 to 1950 and encodes 596 amino acids. Gene Ontology annotation, biological process: chromatin remodeling; regulation of DNA-templated transcription. Gene Ontology annotation, cellular component: histone methyltransferase complex.